UUAGAAAGGAUUGAUUGAUGAAGUAAAAUAGAAUAUGAAUAUUGCUUUCAACCAAAAAGAAGAAAAAGAAGAGAGAAACGGAACGUGAAGCAGCGUAAGACUUGCCUCUUCGUAUUCCUUUUCCCACCCAUCAAAAUAUCCGCCACAACCUUCUACAAGAAUCCACAGAAUUCAAACUUGCCUUUUUCCGAGAACCAUUCAGGCUUUUUACAACAAAAAACAGCCGCUUAUAAAUGCCCUCCCCUCCACCUCACUCUCUCCCAUCCACGAUUCUUCAAAGCCAAAGCCACGAAUACUCGAAAACUGUCUUUGAAAUUGUCUUCGGAAUUAGCUGUCUGUUCAUUUCACUUGCAACAGUGAUCCAAUGGACACCAAGAUUGGAUCGCUUGACGCGUGUAAGCCUGCGUGUUGCGACCUGGGCUUCCCACCCUCUAACGGCACCGUCUCGACCAUCCUGAACUCGGUCCCCUCCACCUUCCUCGACUCGUUCGAGGCAUCUCUGGGCCGCCAUGUCGCCCGCAGGCUCGUCCAAAUCGGCGUGACGGACGUGUUCAGCGUACCAGGUGACUUCAACCUGACGCUCCUCGACCACCUGAUUGCCGAGCCCGGCCUCAACAAUAUCGGUUGCUGCAAUGAACUCAAUGCAGGAUACGCCGCCGACGGAUAUGCCCGCUCGCGUGGCGUUGGCGCCUGUGUUGUUACCUUCACCGUCGGUGGGCUUAGCGUCCUCAACGCGAUCGCCGGCGCGUACAGCGAGAACUUGCCGGUUAUUUGCAUAGUCGGCGGUCCCAACUCUAAUGACUAUGGGACAAACAGAAUCCUUCAUCACACUAUUGGCUUGUCUGACUUUAGCCAAGAGCUCAGAUGCUUUCAGACUGUCACUUGUUAUCAGGCUGUGGUGAACAAUUUGGAAGACGCACACGAGCAGGUUGAUACAGCGAUUUCAACUGCAUUGAAAGAAAGCAAGCCUGUUUACAUUAGCAUAAGCUGCAAUUUGGCUGGGCUUCCUCAUCCAAGUUUCAGCCGAGAACCUGUUCCAUUUUCACUGGCUCCCAAAUGGAGUAAUAAGAUGGGCUUGGAAGCUGCAGUGGAGGCAGCCGCGGAGGUCUUGAAUAAGGCCGUGAAACCAGUUUUGCUGGGCGGGCCUAAAAUGCGAGUUGCAAAGGCAUGCGAUGCCUUUGUGGAGCUCGCCGAUGCAUGCUGUUAUGCCCUUGCAGUGAUGCCAUCAGGGAAAGGGCUCGUGCCGGAGGACCACCCACAUUUCAUUGGGACCUACUGGGGUGCUGUGAGCACUGCCUUCUGCGCAGAAAUUGUGGAGUCAGCGGACGCUUACUUGUUUGCUGGGCCUAUUUUCAAUGAUUAUAGCUCCGUUGGGUACUCGCUCCUUCUCAAGAAAGAGAAGGCGAUCAUCGUGCAGCCGGAGCGGGUGAUGAUUGGUAAUGGGCCUCAAUUUGGGUGUGUUUUGAUGAAGGAUUUCUUAAGAGAACUCGCUAAGCGGCUUAAGCGAAACCCAACUUCUUAUGAGAACUAUCACAGGAUCUAUGUUCCCGAGGGGCAUCCUCCGAAGGCAGAACCGCGAGAACCAUUGAGAGUUAAUGUUUUGUUCCAGCAUAUACAGAAGAUGCUGUCUAGUGAGACUGCUGUGAUUGCUGAGACAGGGGACUCGUGGUUUAACUGUCAGAAACUGAAAUUGCCACGAGCUUGUGGGUAUGAAUUUCAAAUGCAAUAUGGAUCAAUCGGUUGGUCGGUUGGUGCAACUCUUGGGUAUGCACAGGCCGUGCCAGAGAAGCGAGUGAUUGCCUGCAUUGGUGAUGGGAGCUUCCAGGUCACCGCACAAGAUGUGUCAACAAUGAUUCGCUGUGGGCAGAGGAGCAUCAUCUUCCUCAUAAAUAAUGGCGGAUACACCAUUGAAGUUGAAAUCCAUGAUGGGCCAUACAACGUGAUUAAGAACUGGAACUACACUGGGUUGAUUGAUGCAAUGCACAAUGGUCUCGGAAAGUGCUGGACGACCAAGGUCCAUUGUGAGGAGGAGUUGAUUGAAGCUAUUGAGACAGCAACAGGGGCUAAGAAGGACUGUUUGUGCUUCCUUGAGGUGAUUGUUCACAAAGACGACACCAGCAAGGAGCUGCUCGAAUGGGGUUCCAGGGUCUCUGCUGCCAACAGCCGCCCACCCAACCCUCAGUAAACUGAAAGCACUUGAACGAAAUGCCACAAUCAGCUCAAAAUAGAUUGAGCUUUCUCUGUUUUUGGUGUACUGUUACCGCUUACAGUUUUGAUUUUGAAUCGCGAAUUUUCUUUCCUGGACGGUUUGCUUGUUGAACUGGAGUCUUCGAUGUUUUCUGCUUAUAGUCACUUUGAAUUUAGUUAUCUACGAAAUGAUUUUUUA
Molecule: messenger RNA, 2386 nt
Organism: Carya illinoinensis
Lineage: Eukaryota; Viridiplantae; Streptophyta; Magnoliopsida; Fagales; Juglandaceae
Product: pyruvate decarboxylase 1-like
Exons: 6
Coding region: 365-2185 (606 amino acids)
Molecular function (GO): thiamine pyrophosphate binding; magnesium ion binding; carboxy-lyase activity
Source: RefSeq, a predicted model, not a curated record